Messenger RNA from Ilex paraguariensis (yerba mate), 210 nucleotides. The record is from the annotation of a GenBank genome assembly. Lineage: Eukaryota; Viridiplantae; Streptophyta; Magnoliopsida; Aquifoliales; Aquifoliaceae.
AUGUCUUGCUGUGGAGGAAACUGCAAGUGUGGUGCUGGCUGCAAGUGUGGCGACGGCUGUGGAGGAUGUGGGAUGUACCCGGAUGUGGAGAAGGCCACCAGUGCUACUAUCAUUGCGGGGGUUGCACCCGUGAAGACGGUGAGUGGGUGUCAUGUCACAUCAGAUGAAGAUAAUGAAUUGGACGGAUUAAUAUACCUAGAUGGACCCUAG